AUCAACAUCAUCAUCACUGUAUUGAUCCCUAUCUAUCAAAUUGAAUUGACCGUAACGGAUCCAUCACCUACCUAAGUUACUCCCUACGUUAUCCAAUAUAGAGCCGACUGCCCACUUUUAUCGUUAGUGCGAGAAGGCUGUGCGUGCCAAGAUUAGGAUGCGCAGCAACACUGCGCCACGUUUUAACUUGCACCAUCGCCGGGGUAUCCGAGAUAAUUAGGUCUACUGUAUCUGCCUCCUCCAGCAUACGUUCCCAGUUUUGACAGCCUUUGCCGAGAUAGAACAUAGAACCGCCCAGGUGUCAUACCCCCAACUCCUCUUUUGGGUUCCUGCACCACGCGGCGCUCUGGCCAAAGGUCUAUCAAGCAGCCAUGCGCCGUGGACAUACCAAGUCUCGCGCUGGAUGCAUCCAGUGUAAGCUCAGAAAAGUCAAGUGCGACGAAGUACGCCCGUCUUGUUUCAACUGCUCCCGCCGCGGAUCUUCGUGCAGCUUGGCGACAUCCCGGAGCUCGUCUACUUUCUCGACCCCGGCUGGGCCCAGAAGCCCCAGAUCCGAAUCCAGCAGCUACCAUGGCAUCCCGUCACCGUCCUCGCGGCCGACGGCUGAGGCCUGGGACGGCAGCUUGGAGCUGAUGCACCACUACGCGACCAUCACGGCCGACACGCUCGCCAUGCGGCCCGACAUGCAGCACGUCUGGCGCGCCGUCGUGCCCCAGACGGGUUACGGCCAUCCCUUCGUCACCCACGGCAUCCUCGCCAUCGCCGCCUUGCACAAGGCCCAUCUACUCCCCGCCAGCAGUGACAAAUAUCUCGACGCGGCCGCCUACCACCAGAUGCUCGGGCUGAAGGGCUUCCGCGCCGCGCUGGCCAGCGUCGACAAGGACAACUGGGGGCCGUCCUUCUGCUUCUCGUCCACCAUUGUCCUGUGCGGCUUCUGCAUGCCAGCCUUGGGCAGUGGCGACGAGAUGUCUGAUCUCAACAAGAUAUUCGUCAUGGUCCGUGGACUCCGCACCACGCUGUGGCCCAGCCAAGGCCAGAUUAGCCAUACGCAGUAUGGCCCGUGGUCGUAUGGCGUAUGGAUAAUCGACGAAGAUAUCGCUGCUGAUGGUGCUAAAGUCCGAGGCAGAGAUGACCCGCCGCUGGAUAAUUGUUUGCUUCCGAGGGACAUAUUCGGUGCCCUGAGUCGCCUGUCAACCUCCUUCGGUGCGAACCUGCCCCAAGCCAGCCGCAGCGACUACGAGAUUGCCAUAACGCAUCUGAGGAAGGCUACAAGGCUCAUGGUGCUCGCCGGCGCGCAUGUUGAGGUUGGGAUGCUCAUGCUCUUCCCAUAUGUUAUACCCGACAGCAUCAUGGCCGACAUCCAGGCUGCCAGCCCGUAUGCCAUGGUCUUGCUGUCUUACUUUGCGCUUCUGUUGAAUUCCUUGGAGCCCAAAUUCUGGUUCCUGCGGGGCUGGUCGGAAAGGCUAUUCGCAAUUACUGACAGAUCGCUGGUGGAUUACCCAAAGCUGCAGAGUAUUGUAACGUGGCCCAGGGAACAUCUGCGUAACCUGAACUGA
Ilyonectria robusta is the source of this 1556-nucleotide messenger RNA. RefSeq lists its product as uncharacterized. Bases 372 to 1556 code for a protein of 394 amino acids. Gene Ontology annotation, biological process: regulation of transcription by RNA polymerase II. Gene Ontology annotation, molecular function: DNA-binding transcription activator activity, RNA polymerase II-specific; zinc ion binding. Lineage: Eukaryota; Fungi; Ascomycota; Sordariomycetes; Hypocreales; Nectriaceae. The transcript is spliced from 5 exons. The record is from RefSeq and is a predicted model, not a curated record.